CGCUGCCAAAACCAGGCCGCGCAAACCGCUGGGAGACGUGCCACUGCCUGCACUUUCGUUGCUGCAAUCAUCUCUGUCAUCUCUUGUCCACGUUAACUGUCGUCUUCUUCUCUGCUGCCGUUCUGCAACCACCGCAGCAUUGACAACAACAGCUAAGUGGCAGAUUCUGGCUGGGACUUGGGCUUGGGAGUCCGGGAGGGCGCCAGGCGCGGACAGAACCUCGGAGCCCGCCAUCUCUCUCUAGCCAUCACUACUGCAAUCACCCCCUCCCUGAAGGAGGAGAAAGCACUAGAGAGAGACCACUGUCCUCAGUUCCCAGUCAGUUAGCUUGCUGCUGACAAAAUCUGAAGACGGGAGAACGGACAUAGUCUCUCAGAUCGCGAAAAAUUUCUCCGACUGGGUUGACUGCAGUGUCGACUGUUUGCCAGCUUCAUAAGCAAAGGGCAGCUUUGCUUCGGCCACCUAAGCCUGAGCCAUGUCUCCUCCGACCGUGCCUCCGACUGGGGUGGAUGGCGUGUCCGCCUACCUGAUGAAGAAAAGGCACACUCACAAGAAGCAGCGGCGUAAGCCCACUUUCCUCACUCAUAGGAACAUCGUUGGCUGCCGCAUUCAGCACGGCUGGAAAGAAGGCAACGAGCCAGUGGAGCAAUGGAAGGGUACUGUGCUCGAGCAGGUUUCCGUGAAGCCCCCUCCUAAUAUAAUUAAAUAUGAUGGCAAAGACAGUGUGUAAGGACUAGAACUGCACAGAGAUAGAGAUUUAGCUCUGGAAGUUCUUCCCGAGAGAGUUCCUUCUCCUCGCAUUGAUUCCCGCCUGGCAGAUUCCCUGGUUGGGAAAGCAGUGGGACACGUGUUCGAAGGUGAGCACGGCAAGAAAGAUGAGUGGAAGGGCAUGGUGUUGGCACGAGCUCCCAUAAUGGACACUUGGUUUUACAUCACCUACGAGAAAGAUCCGGUCCUCUAUAUGUACACCUUGCUGGAUGACUACAAGGAUGGUGACCUGCGUAUCAUUCCAGAUUCCAACUACUACUUCCCUACAGCAGAACAGGAGCCUGGGGAGGUGCUCGACAGUCUUGUGGGCAAGCAGGUGGAGCACGCCAAAGACGACGGAUAGAGAACUGGCAUCUUUAUCCAUCAGGUGGUGGCCAAGCCGUCUGUCUUCAUCAAGUUUGACGACGAUAUUCACAUUUAUGUCUAUGGUUUGGUGAAAACCCCAUAGGCUUAUAGUGGAAACUAUUAGAGGUAAAAAUAUUUGACGUUCUCAAAUUAUGUGCUUUGAGAACAAUUUUGAGGUCAAAAGUUCAGGACGGUUGGUAAAUCUUAUUGUGCCUCUAUAUCUUAUAUUGACUAUUGCUCAGUUUGAAUCACGUGUAUGUUAGUACUUUCGUUGUUUAUUUGUUUUGUAAUUGAAAAUGUAAAUUGAUUGCUAAGAAAGAAGUUAAAAAGUGUUUGAAUCCACUGACAGAAUUCAAAAGUAGGUAAACUGUGCAACACGUCUCCAUCCCCUCUUUGGAUUUUUCCAGAUUAGUUUGAGAACUUGGUUUUUAUCUUAGGAUGUUUUCCCUACUCUCAGAAAGUUCGAUGUAGCUUUUGUAAGAUUCACCAGCCCAUGACAGACCUUCUGAUCAAUAGCGCAGUCAUCUCUGCCUCUCAGCCUGACACUUCCUCUCACAACUGUACACAGUAAUACAGAUUUGCCAAAAAGUAUUCAUUCUGUUGUUGGUGAGCAUUUCUUUCCCUUUUAACUUGUAUCUUGUAUUGCUGUUUUGUUGUAUUCAGGUGCUCUUAUUUCUGUGGAAGAGUUACGUAGGCAUACACACACACACACACACACACACACACACACACACACAUAGUUUUAAGAAAUAUUGCAAGGUUGGCAAGGUUGGUGUUCACUGGUCUUUAAUGUUCGAAAAGCUGACUGGUAAAAAGUUCCAUGAUUUUCCUGAUUAGUUUGUUUGGUGUUUACCUGACUCAAUGAGAUUUAUUUUUCUACUUGGGAUAUUUCUCUUUUGUGUUUUGCUAAUUCUUAUCCUUUGUUCUUUUAGCUGUUCAAUUGAUAUAUUUUCAUAUAAAGUAGUAGGAAUGUCUACGAUGAAAGUACAUUAUCAUUUAUAUUUCAUGUGUUAAUGAAUUUUACACUAUAUGAUUAAUUUUGACUUUAUUGAUAUUAUUGUUCACUUUAUAAUUUUUAAAACUUUAAGUAAUUUUAUAAUUUUAAAACUUCUAUAUCUUUUAUGAGUUUUUGAUUUCUUAUUUUUUUCAGACAGAUAUCUCUAAGUCACACCAAUAUUCACUUUGUUUUUCUCAUAAUCUUUAUUUUAUUUCAGUUUUUAUCUAUCUGAAAUUUAUUUUUCCAUAUAGAAAUACAUAUGGAUUUAACUACAACUUUUUUCACAUAUUCAAUUGUAGAAAUUACUUUUUUUAAAAAGAUCACUUUUUUCAAUUUUUUUUUUAGUGAAAAUGAGUUUUAAGCAUAGUGGCUGACCAUAAGUUUCAAAAACUGGAAUAACGAAUUUCCUUUCAAUAGCUAUUUUUUCCUUCCUUAUUAUAAUUCAUCCUCUACAUUCAUCUAUUGACAAGAAACUCAAUGUAUUUUAUUAUAUUUUGAAAAGGGUCUGAUACCUAUUAGAAUUGCAUCAAUUUUAUGUAUUCUUACAUAUAAGGAUAAUAUUAAUAGGUAUAUUAUUCCUUAACAUGCAAGAGUUUGGGUUCAUUAUUGAAAUAUUUUUAUCAUUUUCAUUACAUUCUUCAUAUAGAUCAUUCAUAUUUAAUGGAAUUUAUUUUUGCAGUUGACAAAUUUUAGAAUAAAUUGAGCAUUUUUUCCUCCUUAUAUGUAACUUUUUAUUUUUAUCGAUAAAGGAAAUCUAUAGAUUUUAUAUUUUUAUCUUUUAUCCAAUGAAUUUAUUUAAUCCUACAGGUUACAUUGGAUUCUGUUAGAAACUUUUGGAUUUUCUUGAUAUAUACAAUUAUUUCACAUGUAAAGAGAGAUCAUUUUAUUUCUUCUAAUGCUUAUACUUAUUAGCAUUACAUUAGCUAUAUUCUCCAUAACAAUGAUAUGUAAUGAUGAUGGCAGACGUGCCUAUUAAAUUUUAAUUUUUAUGAAAAUAAUUUUACUGUUUCAUGUUUGACUUUGUUGUUGAUUGUUGGUAAGUAGUUAUUCAUGUAUUAAGAAAUUUCUCAUAUUUCUGUUUUUACAUAGCAUUACCUUUAGAAAUGUCUCCUCUUUUUAUCAAUGCUUUUUAAAUAUCCUUUAUUAAAUUAUGUUUUUUUUCUUUAAUUUUUGAUGUAUGAUUUAUUAGAAAAUUAGGUAUUUAGUACUAAACCAAACAUGCAUUUCUGAAAUAACACUCUAUCUGGUCAUGGUAAAAUGAUCAUUUAUAUAUUUUUGCUAUA
This is a messenger RNA of Arvicola amphibius (Eurasian water vole), 3393 nucleotides long. It is a transcript of the gene Spin4, whose product is annotated as spindlin family member 4. The record is from RefSeq and is a predicted model, not a curated record. Lineage: Eukaryota; Metazoa; Chordata; Mammalia; Rodentia; Cricetidae. Gene Ontology annotation, biological process: gamete generation; regulation of DNA-templated transcription. Gene Ontology annotation, cellular component: cytosol; nucleoplasm.